Messenger RNA from Penicillium paradoxum, 309 nucleotides. Its product is annotated as acylphosphatase. The record is from RefSeq and is a predicted model, not a curated record. Gene Ontology annotation, molecular function: acylphosphatase activity. Lineage: Eukaryota; Fungi; Ascomycota; Eurotiomycetes; Eurotiales; Aspergillaceae. The transcript has 5 exons. The coding region runs from base 1 to 309 and encodes 102 amino acids.
AUGUCGAACACACGAGUCGCUUUCAAAGUCCACGGCCGCGUUCAAGGUGUCGGCUUCCGAGACUUUACACAGAAAUGUGCCAACCUCUAUGAGCUCAAAGGCUGGGUCAGGAAUACUACUUCUGGGAAAGUCGAGGGCGAAGCUCAAGGCCCCGAUGAACAAAUGAAGAAAUUUCUCCAGCGUAUUGACAAAGGUCCAUCCCUAGCUCAGGUGGUGAAGCUAGAGAAGCGGAAUAUGGACUUGCGUGAGGAUGAGGAGGGCUUUACUGUGCAGCGGACAGCAGAGUCCAUGUUUAAACCAGCCAACUAA